Messenger RNA from Musa acuminata AAA Group (dessert banana), 3200 nucleotides. Its product is annotated as probable leucine-rich repeat receptor-like protein kinase At1g68400. Gene Ontology annotation, biological process: protein phosphorylation. The record is from RefSeq and is a predicted model, not a curated record. Gene Ontology annotation, molecular function: protein binding; ATP binding; protein kinase activity. Bases 316 to 2370 code for a protein of 684 amino acids. Lineage: Eukaryota; Viridiplantae; Streptophyta; Magnoliopsida; Zingiberales; Musaceae. The transcript is spliced from 2 exons.
UUCUUUUGACCAUAAAGUUACAUGGUGGAGGAAGUAAAUAAACAUGACCGAGGCAACGGCUUCACUCUAUGACUACAAAAGCACACCUCCCAAAGUAGCGUAGGUCCCCUUUCCUCAUCUCACCCGUUCAAAACAAAGGAAACGCAAAAAAGUGACGUGAAAGCUUAGAGAGACACUCCCUAGUCCUCGGCACAAAAGAAGCAUUGCCUGUAUUAACUAAAACCUUGGCUUUUCUCAGCUCUCUGUCUUCCUCAGUCUUUCCCUUCCCCUUCCCCUUCCCCUUCCCCUUCCCCGUCCUCCUCUAAGAAGAAGGAAAUGGAGGAGAAUGGGCUGCGUUCUUCCCCGCGUUUAACUCCAGCCACUCUGCUGCUGCUAUUGCUACUGCUUGUGUACUGUAACUUUUCUUCGGUGGUGUCUUCUUCUACUACUGCUGCUUUGGAAGGGGACCUCAGUGCUCUGCUGGAGUUCAAGGCCGCGUGCGACUCGGGCGGGAGGCUGGCGAGUUGGAACCGGUCCGACCCCUCGCCGUGCGUGUCCUGGCACGGGGUCACCUGUGCCAGGGGCCGGAUCACUCGGCUUGUCCUUGAAGACCUCGACCUCCCCGGCCCUGCCGGCCUCCCGGCCCUCACCCGUCUCGACCAGCUCCGGGUUCUCAGCCUUAAGUCGAACCGCCUCUCUGGGCCCAUCCCCGACCUCUCGCCGCUCUCCGCCCUCAAGCUUCUUUUCCUCGCCCACAACGAGCUCUCCGGACCCAUCCCCCCGUCCGUCGCCUCGCUCACUCGCCUCUACCGACUCGACCUCGGCUCCAACAACCUCACCGGCUCGGUACCGGCCUCGCUGAACCGGUUGUCCCGCCUGCUCACCCUCCGGCUCGACUCAAACCGGCUGUCCGGUCCCAUCUCCGGCCUCGUGCUACCCCGCCUCCAAGACCUCAACCUGUCGUCGAAUCUGCUCUCCGGAGCCGUGCCGCCGUCGCUCGCUGCCUUCCCCGCCGCCGCAUUCGCCGGGAACCCAGCCCUCUGUGGCGGGCCCCUUUCCACCUGCCGCGACGUGGUCAGCAAUCCCAGCCACCCCUCGGCGAGCGCAGCGACCCCCGUCCCCUCAGCCGCCACGGUCGUAGCUUCCUCCUCGUCCGCCAAGCCCGAGGUCGCUCCUCCUCACCAUGCCGCCGCCGACGCUGGUCGCGGAGGUAUGAACAGGGUGGCCGUGGCGACCAUCGUCGUAGGCGACUCGGCCGUGCUCGUCCUCGUCUCCGGCCUCCUCUUCUGCUGCUUCUGGCGCAAGUUCGCCGGAAGGAGCCCAUCCCGCCUCCACGAGGGGGAAAAGAUAGUCUAUUCCUCCGGCCCCUACGCCAUCCAGGGCAACGCAGCGGGCGCCACCGCCGGGGGCGGAUUCGAGAGGGGAAAGAUGGUGUUCUUCGAAGGAACGAAGCGGUUCGAACUGGAGGACCUCCUCCGGGCCUCGGCGGAGAUGCUGGGGAAGGGCGGUUAUGGGACGGCCUACAGGGCGGUGCUCGAUGACGGCACCGUGGUCGCCGUCAAUCGCCUCCGCGAGGUCCACCUCGGGGGCAAGCGCGAGUUCGAGAGCCAGAUGGAGACACUCGGGCGCUUGCGGCACCCCAACCUUGUCUCACUCAAAGCAUACUACUACGCCCGCGACGAGAAGCUUCUCGUAUACGACUACAUGCCCAAUGGCAGCCUCUUCUUCCUCCUCCAUGGGAACCGAGGGCCGGGGAGGACGCCACUGGACUGGACGACGAGAAUGCGGAUCGCGUCUGGGGCGGCGAGGGGAUUGGCGUUCAUCCACCAGGCGAGCCGCUCGCCGAAGCUGACGCACGGCAACAUCAAGUCCACCAACAUCCUUCUCGACAAGGAGGGCAAUGCACUGCUCGCCGACGCCGGGCUGGCCCUCCUGGGAACGGGCGCCGCGGCGGCCGGGAGGGCCAACUGUUACCGGUCACCCGAGGCACCUGUCGACGGGCGACGACCAUGGGCGUCGCAGCGGGCGGACGUGUACGCCUUCGGGGUGGUGCUGCUGGAGCUGCUGACAGGGAAGCCGGCUGCGAACGGCGGGGCGUCGGCGGUCGACCUACCGCGGUGGGUGCAGUCGGUGGUGCGCGAAGAGUGGACGGCGGAGGUGUUCGACCUGGAGCUGAUGCGGUACAAGGGGAUCGAGGAGGAUAUGGUGGCAAUGCUCCAGAUCGCCAUGAGCUGCAGCGCGAUCGUCCCUGACCAGCGACCAAAGAUGAGCAACGUGUUGAAGAUGAUCGAGGACAUCCGUGGCGGCGGCGGGGGCGGCGGAGACGUCUCGUCCUCUCAUGAUUCGUUCGACUCGGUCUCGGACUCGGCUUCUGGAUCCGACGCGGCCUAAUAGCCGUCGGAUGAUGAGUAAUAAAUAAUAGAUGAUCGUGGUACAUAUAUAAAAUGAAAACCUGGAUUCCAAAUGUUGUGUCCUACUCAACGGACGUUGUCAUCAUCCUCUCCAUACGAUUUGAUGGAUGCAGUGCAACAUCUUUGGAUGCCGAGGAAGCCGUAUCAUAUUCCGAUGUGGGUUGUCUCGUAGGCUCUGGAGUGGUCUCCAUCAUGGUCACAGCAAAGAAAGAGAAAGCAGUGAAUGCUGCAGCAGCGGCAGCAGAGUGAUGUCUAUGGGAAGUGUGUCAGGCUUGUCAGCGCGUAGCGUGACUGCGUGGAAGUUGCAGGACCUUUACCACGCGUCUUUGGUAAGUCCAAGCAUUGAGCUAUUUGUGCAGGUUACGUGAGAUCGAGAGCGGAGAGCGGAGAGCGGAGAGGCGGAGAGCAAGAUGGUACCGACAAGAGGAAGGGACAAGAAAACGGUCUCCACGGCGAAACGGUAUGAUGGUGGAUCGAAGAUUAGCAGUGGUUGAAACAUGAGCUGCAGCAAUAAUGAUACUACUCGUCAUGGCUUCUGUAGCGGUUUUGCCGGUCUCUCCUUAUCCUCUUGUGGGGGACAGGACGUAAGAAGGGGAUUCGCGUCAGCACACGUCUCCUGGAUACUUGUGCUGACUCGAUCGUUUCUUCACGGUUGAUGGACGUUCUUCGACGAUCAUCACAGAUCUCAUCAUUCAACGACAUCCUUGGAUCUUAUAUUGUAACAUCCGUUGAAACUCAUCAGCCCUUACAGAGAGAGAUCUCAUGUUGUUGACCCAUUCAACAAUUAUGUGUUUCAUCGACUUUCCUCAA